Misgurnus anguillicaudatus (oriental weatherfish) is the source of this 2306-nucleotide messenger RNA. The record is from RefSeq and is a predicted model, not a curated record. Lineage: Eukaryota; Metazoa; Chordata; Actinopteri; Cypriniformes; Cobitidae.
CUUAAAUCGAGUCAGAGCAUUUUUACACUGUUAUUCAGACUGUGACUUUCUGUGUGAGACUGACAUCUAGUGGACUUGUUUAUUAUAUGACUGACAUUUUGCACACGUUUCAUAAACUCAACCAGGAAAUUAUUGAGUUCAGGGAAACUGAAACUGUCGGGCUGUUGUGUGUUUCGUCUUUCUUUCUGUGAGUACAUACAGUGAAAUGGCAGAAGCCAGUAUUUCAGUGGUUCAGGAUCAGUUCAUCUGUUCAAUCUGUCUGGAUCUACUGAAGGAUCCAGUGACCAUUCCCUGUGGACACAGUUACUGUAUGAGCUGUAUUACAGACUGCUGGGAUCAGGAUGAUAAGAAGAGAGACUACAGCUGCCCUCAAUGCAGACAGACCUUCACUACAAGACCUGUUUUAGGUAAAAACACCAUGCUGGCUGAAGUGGUGGAGAAACUGAAGAAGACAAAACUACAAGCUGCUCGUCCUGAUCACUGUUAUGCUGAAGCUGGAGAUGUGAAGUGUGACGUCUGUACUGAGAGAAAACACAAAGCUGUCAAGUCCUGUCUGGUGUGUCUGAACUCUUACUGUCAAAAUCAUUUUAAACUUCAUGAAGAACUUCACUCAGGAAAGAGACACAAAGUGACAGACGCCACUGGACGACUUCAGCAGAUGAUCUGCCCUCAACAUGAGAAACUUUUAGAGAUUUACUGUAAAACUGAUCAGAUCUGUAUAUGUUAUCUGUGUAUGGUGGAUGAACACAAUGAACAUAAGACUGUAUCAGCUGCAGCAGAGAGGACUGAGAAACAGAAAGAACUGAAGGAGACACAGAGAAAAUACCAGCAGAGAAUCCAGGAGAGUCAGAAGAAGCUUCAGGAGCUGAGAGAUGCUGUGAAGACUCAUAAGCGCUCUGCACAGACAGCAGUGGACGACACUGAGAAGAUCUUUACUCACGAACGAUCUGAGGUGACACAGCUGAUCAGAGAUCAGGAAAAGACUGCAGUGAGUGAAGCUGAAGGACUCUUGAAGCGACUGGAGCAGGAGAUUGAUGAUCUGAGGAGGAGAGACGCUGAGCUGGAGCAGCUUUCACACACAGAUGAUCACAUCCAUUUCCUCCAGAGUUUUCAGUCUCUCUCUGUUCCUCCUGGAUCUUCAGACUCACUCAGCAUCACUGUCAGCUCUCUCAUCUCUUUUGAUGAUGUAGGAAAAUCUGUGUCUCAUCUGAGAGAGAAACUGGAGGAUUUCUGUAGAGAAGAGAUAGAAAAGAUAUUUGAUAAAGUUAUUCCUGAACCAGAGACCAGAGAGCAGUUCCUAAAAUAUUAUCAUCACUUCACUGCAGAUCCAAACACAGCAUAUAAAUAUCUCUGUCUGUCUGAGGGGAACAGAGUGAUUACUUACACUGCCACAGAGCAGCAGUAUCCUGAUCAUCCAGACAGAUUUGAUGAUUGUGAUCAGGUGUUGUGUAGUGAGAGUGUGAGUGGACGCUGUUACUGGGAGGUUGAGUGGAGUGGUGAUGUGGUGUUAAUAUCAGUGUCAUAUAAGAGCAUCAGCAGGAAGGGAGGGGGUAAUGAGUGUGUGUUUGGAAAUAAUGAUCAGUCCUGGAGUUUGCGCUGCUGUGACUCCAGUUGUUCAUUCUGGCACAAUAACAUUGAGACUAAACUCCCAGUAGUGUCCAGAUCUUCUAGAAUAGGAGUUUAUGUGGAUCACAGUUCAGGAUCUCUGUCCUUCUACAGCGUCUCUGACACAAUGACCCUCAUCCACAGAGUCAACACCACAUUCACUAAACCUCUCUAUCCUGGGUUUUUUGUUUCUGGAAUAGUGAAACUGUGUGAUUUUACAAUAUAGAUGAUACAGAGAGUCUACAAUUAUAUUGUUAUAUACAUUGAUCUUAAUAGUGAAUAGAAAUCUUCAGACUGCAUCUAGUAAUGAUUGUAAAGUAUACAGGACUAUAAAGUCAUCAAUGACUAUAACAGCACAAACGGCAUCUUACUGUGUAUAAGUUUUUACAUGCAGGAUUGCGUUACAUUCAGUUACCCCACUGUGUACAUUUAUUGUGCAAAUGUUUAUUAUAAAUUCACUGAGAUUUGACAUACUAAAAAUACUAAAUACUACAGCAAGUACGAUAUAUUAGUUCUAGUACAGUAUGAAGCAUUUUCUUACAGCACUUUGUUGUAUUUUGUUGCUUUAUUCAGUUAAUUUUUGUAUUGAUGGUUAAACUGAGUCUCUCAUUCAGUCUUGUGUUUAUUUUUGGACUCUUGAUUUAUCAGCAGAUUCAGGUGAAUGUAACAGCUUGAUAAACACAAAUGUAGAUGUGUCUGUA